Messenger RNA from Lutra lutra (Eurasian river otter), 1287 nucleotides. Its product is annotated as basic proline-rich protein-like. NCBI's taxonomy places the organism in Eukaryota, Metazoa, Chordata, Mammalia, Carnivora, Mustelidae. The record is from RefSeq and is a predicted model, not a curated record. The transcript has 3 exons. Bases 1 to 1287 code for a protein of 428 amino acids.
AUGGCGGCCGCACGACUUCCCGCGGGAGGGCCCGCGGCAGCGACGGAGGCGAGCGGGAGCGGGAGCGGGCGUGCGGCCGGGCUCCGCAGCCCCGCGCCGCGCCCCGCGAGCCCGGAGCUCGCGCCCCGCGCACUCCCCGGCCGGCUCGCGCCGGGCCCUCCCCCGCCCUCCCGCGGCCGGGGGCGGGGGCGGCGCGCGGCCGGCUCCCGAGCUCCGCGGGCGCACCCGGGAGUGCGAGCGCGGGGGUCCCGGCCGCCUCCUCGGCAAGCAGCUAGGGGCGGCGCGGCGGGACCCGCGGCUCGGAGGGGCGGCGCCCGGCGGGCCGCGCUCUGCGCCGAGCUCGGGGCCGUCCCCACCCCCACCCCCACCGCGGUGCACUGCGGCGGUGCGAGCGGGAGCGGCCAUGAACUCCGCCGCCGAGGCUCGGCGAGCGCGCGCGCGGGGCCGUCGCCGCCGCCCGGCCCGCUGCCGGAGCCCGCUCGCCGGCCUGCGCGGCCCCUAGGGCGCCAGGUCCCCACGCCCGGCCCGGUCCCGGCCCCAGCCCGGCCCCGUUCGCACCGCACCGCUAGCGGCUGCCCGCACAUCCUGGAACUGGCUGGUUCCCCAGAGCUCGGCGAGAACGCGCGUCUUCCGGGCCGCUCCUCCGCGCCGGCGGCCGGCCGCCCCCGCGCCCCCGCGCCCGCCUCGCGGAUAGCCCGGGCCCCUUCCGCACCCCCGGCCCGCGCUUACCUGCAGCCUGGCACAGCCACAGACACUCGCCGUGGGCUCCCCGCGCUCACUGCAAGCAGGCCGGGGACGGGUUGGACGCGGGGCGCGGGGGCACGUCUACGGGGCCGCCCCUGGAGGGCCCUGGCCUGCGCAGGCGCGCGCACGCGCGCGGCUUGGAGCGCGCGGAGCCCGCGCGCGGGAGAAGAGGUGGGCGGGGCAGGGGCGGGGCCUCGUGAGCAGAGAAGCGUAAGCACGAGCGCCGCUCGCGGGCACCCGCCCAGUCUGGUGUUCCCGCCUCCCGCUCAGACUCCCGGGCUCCCGCCCGCGCCCGCCGCCGGCGCAGCGCCGGGGACGCGGGAGCGCGGCGCUCCCGUGCGUGUGCAUGUUCGUGGGGCAGUGCCGCCCUCGGGCGCGCGCAAGGCGGGCUCUGCGGCUGCGGGGCUCGACCAAGCUAAUGGGGUGGAGGUUCCAGGUACCCUCGCCCUUCGCCCACACCAGGCAGACCCUGGGACACGCACAGCGGGCGUUGGGUCUUGGCUGGUGUUUCUGCUGCAUUAUAUAUUAUUGGGAGAAUGGUAG